CUUAGAUAGCCAAGAAAGGGAGAGAGGGUCUCAGCAAAAUAGUCAUCCAUGUCCAAGGAGAAGAGAAGAGCAAAUGAGAAGAAAAUCGAGGAGAUAAAUUGGGAUUUGAAGGGUACAGAAUGUCAUCUUUUGGUCUAUUCAAGCCCAACAAUUUGGAAUGGAAGAAAUAUUUGAUGAAAUCAUGAAGAAGGUGAAGUUUUCCCAUCAAAAAUAUGGAGCACGUCGCUGUGUUUUGUGCAUAAUCGACCUAACCGGCGCCAGUUUCAGACCUACCCGGCGCCAGUUUCAGACCUACCCGGCGCUGGUUUCAGACCUACCCGGCGCCGGUUCUUUGUUAUGCGCAGAAAUAUAUGAAAAAAUGGGGUACCUGGCGCUGUCCAUCAGGCCUACCCGGCGCCGGGUAAGCUACUGGAAAGUGCCUUGUGCAAAACACAUCAGACCGGCGCCGGUUAUGGUGCAAUUCCGGCGCCGGUUUUGUUCUGGGAUUUUGGGGAUGUUCUGCUAUGAAUUUGGACAUGCUUGUUUCACCAAAGUUGUAGAUAAUGAAGUCUUCUAUCUAACAAAACUUGAAUGACAUGUUUUUAGUCAUCCAAUUAAAAGUUAUGAACAAAACACUGAGAGGUAUGCAUCCUGAAAUCCCACCAGCA
Messenger RNA from Cuscuta europaea, 647 nucleotides. The record is from the annotation of a GenBank genome assembly. NCBI's taxonomy places the organism in Eukaryota, Viridiplantae, Streptophyta, Magnoliopsida, Solanales, Convolvulaceae.